CCUGAGAAAACCCUAAACACCCCCUAAACCAACCCAAUAAACAUUUCGAACGACUCAAUCUAACGAUCUCCAUCUCGAGCUCCAUCUCCGACCUCUAAACCCUCUCUUCUCGUCGUUAUCGGCACAGCAACGGCGGUGCGAGGUCCUUUCCGUCCAUCCUCCCUCACCGGAGCUUCUCUCCUCACUCCGUCGACGGCAGGUUGCUUUGGAGCAGUAACUAGGAGGUUUGGUUCUGUAGGAAAGAGGACUUUGUUGCCAAGAGCCAUGAGUGGUGAGACCCUGGCCCCCGCUGCUGCAGCUGCUGUCCAGGAGCAGAUUGUGCAGGAUGGAAAUCGAGUUGGAAGUGUCAAGCAACAGCUGUCAAGUUUAUUUGAAGCAUCCCUUAGAGCAACUUUUCCAGAACUAAAUAUAGAGCCAAUGGUUGCUGCCUGCACAGCAAAGUUUGGUGAUUAUCAGUGUAAUAAUGCUAUGGGCAUAUGGUCAAAGCUAAAAGGAGCUUCCGCAGAAUUUAAAAAUCCGAAAUCUGUUGGGCAGGGAAUUAUAAGCAAUCUCCCUCCAUCAGAAAUGAUAGAAUCCACCUCUGUUGCUGGGCCUGGUUUUGUGAACAUUGGAUUGUCGAGCACAUGGAUGGCUCAGAGUAUUCAAAACAUGUUGUCAAAUGGAAUUGGGACUUGGGCACCACUUUUACCAGCUUCUAGGGUGUUAGUUGACUUCUCUUCACCUAAUAUUGCAAAAGAAAUGCAUGUUGGCCAUUUGAGAUCCACAAUAAUUGGGGAUACCCUAGCUCGCAUGUUGGAGUUUUCAAAUGCGGAAGUUUUUCGACGAAACCAUGUUGGUGAUUGGGGCACACAGUUUGGAAUGUUGAUUCAACAUUUAUUCGAGACUUUUCCAAACUGGGAGGACAUUGGUGAGCAAGCCAUUGGAGAUCUCCAGGAAUUUUACAAGGCCUCAAAAAAGAGGUUUGAUGAAGAUGAUUUAUUCAAAGAACGUGCACAAGAAGCCGUUGUCCGACUGCAGAGUGGGGAGGACAAGUAUCGUGAUGCCUGGAAAAGAAUAUGUGAGAUUAGUCGUAGAGAGUUUGACCUGGUGUAUGAGCGUCUUGGGGUUCAUUUGGAAGUAAAGGGUGAAAGUUUUUAUAAUCCAUAUAUUCCAGGAGUUCUAGAAGAAUUGAGUAGCAAGGGUUUGAUAGAAGAAAGUGAAGGUGCUCGUGUAAUUUUUAUUGAAGGGCAACAGAUACCUUUGAUAGUUGUAAAAAGAGAUGGAGGAUAUAACUAUGCCUCAACUGAUUUAGCUGCUCUUUGGUAUCGACUGAAUGUAGAGAAAGCUGAUUGGAUUAUUUAUGUGACAGAUGUUGGUCAGUCGCUACACUUCACUAUGUUUUUCAGUGCAGCUAAACGAGCUGGCUGGCUUCCUGAUUCCAACAUCAAAGCAUUUCCAAAAACUAGUCACGUUGGAUUUGGUUUGGUUCUUGGUUCAGAUGGCAAACGUUUCCGGACUCGCAGUUCUGAAGUUGUUCGACUCGUGGAAUUACUUGAUGAAGCUAAAAAUCGCAGCAAAGCAGAACUUCUGAAACGUCUUGAAGAAAGUGGUAAACUUGCAGAAUGGACAGAUGAGGAGCUUGAGAAAACUGCAGAAGCAAUUGGUUAUGGGGCAGUAAAGUAUGCAGAUCUGAAGAAUAAUCGGCUGACUAAUUACACAUUUAGUUUUGAUCAAAUGCUUAAUGAUAAGGGGAAUACUGCAGUUUACUUGCUGUAUGCUCAUGCUCGCAUUUGCUCGAUUAUCCGGAAAUCUGGAAAAGAGAUAGAGGAUCUUAAAAAAACAGGAAGAAUUGUGCUGGGUCAUGCAGAUGAGCGUAUUCUGGGCCUUCAUCUUAUUCGUUUUGCUGAGAAUGUUGAGGAGGCGUGUACCAAUCUGCUUCCAAAUGUGUUGUGUGAAUACCUCUAUGACUUAUCUGAUAAAUUUUCUCGAUUCUAUGCAAGUUGCCAGGUUGUUGGGUCAGCUGAAGAAACGAGCAGGUUGCUGCUAUGCGAGGCAACUGCUGUGGUUAUGAGGAAGUGUUUCCACUUGCUAGGAAUUCAGCCCGUCUACAAAAUAUGAUGAUAUAUCAUUGAUUUUUCUGUCUCAAUCUGUCUGUAUGUACUAAUGUGGGCAAGGUUUUUAUUUUUGUAACCGUAUCCCUGCCUGGAUGGGUAAUUAUUAUUGUUUUCAAUUUUCAGUUAUAGCUUAGCUGCACACUGAGUGGGUUAUCCAUGCAGCAGCAGAUUGUGGCGUGGUGGUUGUAUGUUUUAUUAGUGGUUUAGUAGUGAACUUCAAGUAGGGGUUGUCCACUUUAA
Dioscorea cayenensis subsp. rotundata (Guinea yam) is the source of this 2333-nucleotide messenger RNA. Its product is annotated as arginine--tRNA ligase, cytoplasmic-like. Bases 265 to 2097 code for a protein of 610 amino acids. Gene Ontology annotation, cellular component: cytoplasm. NCBI's taxonomy places the organism in Eukaryota, Viridiplantae, Streptophyta, Magnoliopsida, Dioscoreales, Dioscoreaceae. The record is from RefSeq and is a predicted model, not a curated record. The transcript is spliced from 18 exons. Gene Ontology annotation, biological process: arginyl-tRNA aminoacylation. Gene Ontology annotation, molecular function: ATP binding; arginine-tRNA ligase activity.